UUCGGAGGUAUAAUAUAAGAGAGUGAAGUUCAACAAAUAUUUCAUGAUUGAAGAGUUAUGAUAUUUUAUACGACCAUAUAUCAAGAAAAUGCAUUUUUCUAUUCCUGAUUUGCAACAGUUUCGUGACGACAAUGGCAUUACUUAUACGGGCUACAACAUUUAUAUUGAUGGAUUUUUUCACUGUACUGCUCGGUACAAACAAUUACUCAGCCUUCACGAGCAAUUGCAGGCUCAAUACCCGCAUUUAAAGCUGUCUGGGUUUCCAUCAAAGAAAUUUUUCUUAACUAGUUCUCAGUUAGAGGAGAGAAGAUUAUUGUUAGAAAAAUAUAUACAAAUGGUUGGACAAAAUCCUGUAUUUGCAAAUUCAGGGAUUCUGAUCACAUUCCUAUUUUCGGCUCAGCAGGAAACUCACUCAGUUCGAGUUCAUGUCGUAGAUAUAGAAAUUUCUUUAAUGAAUGGCUAUAGAAUACCUCUGUCAGUAUCAUCUAUAGAUUCUUCUAGUACUGUUUUAGAUAUUGCUUGUAAUUCUGUGAAUUUAUCAAAAGACUUGACAAAAUACUUCUCUUUAUAUCUAUUUAACUGGAGCUGUGCAAAAGACGGGCAACCUUGUUUAAAAAAAUUAGAGGACUAUGAAUCUCCAUACAUAUCACAAAAAUAUGUAAGGCCAGAGGAUAAAAUUGUUUUAAGGAAAAGUUAUUGGGACCCCUGUUAUGAUAUGGACUUAAUGAUAGAUAGAGUUUCAUUAGAUUUACUAUAUCUACAGCUUAUUGAAGAAGUAGAUUUGGGAUGGAUAAUUGCUGAUCAGCAAACUAAAGAAAUUCUAUCAUCGUUUGAAGCUCAAAAGCAAAAACGAGAGUAUAUUGAACUCGCUCGUUCCUUGAGGCACUACGGCAGCAUUCCAGCCGGAGAAGCUUUGACUGACGCCGUGAACAUAGGUGAAGCUGAUACAAACAUUAUUCGUGCUCGAGUAUCACUAGCAUCCAAAGAACUAACUCUGACGAGUGUCACUCAUCCAAGUCAUGAACAGAGAUACAAGGUCACGAGAAUGCGAUGCUGGCGUAUUACAACAUUACAUAACAUGGAACGAUCGCAGGCGAACGAUGACGAUUCUCUUCUUGAUGUUCCGAGCAAAAACUUCGAGCUGUCAUUUGAAUAUCUCAUUAGCAAAGACAAUUUGGUCUGGGUGACACUAAGAACGGAACAUGCAAUAUUCAUAAGUGUUUGUUUACAGUCCAUUGUAGACGAGCUGAUGCGUCAGAAAAGCGGCGAGGGUCCGACUUCCCCCCGCUGUAAGCGCGCCAGCCUUGCCUAUCUGCGGCGAGACGGCUCCACGCAUCUCAUCACGCCAUCCUCCUCCAGCGACACGCUCAGCUCCGUGAAUGGAGAUUCAUCUGGCAGUUCAAGAGAAAUAUUUUCUGUUCAGAAGCUUACGGAAAAGUUUGCAUCUGUUGCCUUCAAGUCGGGAAAAGAUUGCGUUGAAAACAAUGCCUUCGAAGCGAUAGGCGACGAGGAACUUUAAAAUUUAUUUCCAAAGAGUAAAUCUCUAUAAACUCCGUUGCCAAUAUUGUAUAGAGAAUUUAUGCAUGCCCCAAUUUUCUCGAAUUUGUACAGAUAAUAAAUAAUCCUUGUAAAGAUUUUCUAGUUAAAAAUUAGAAAAUUAUGUAUAAGAAAAAGUAUGGCUAUGAUUUUUGUUUACUUAUAUUUUUUAUUCCAGGCCAUUAACUUGCCAUAUGUCCAUUGUGAAAUAUCGAUGAAUUGAUUUUAUUUAACUGUAUAUUGUAUUCAGAUUUUAAAUUUAUAUAUAUAUAUAGAAGAGACUAGAAUUUAUAUGUAUAUACAUUUCAUAGGUUUUUAUGUAUCUAAUAUUUUAUGUUUAUAACUCAAAAUUAAUUUUAUAAUAAUUGAGUAAUGAAAUUGUAUAGGGUAAUAGCAUUUAAAUACUUUAAUGAUAAUUAUUAUUGGUGUGUUUGAGAGAGCUCAAUUAAACAUGUUUUUUUUUAAAUAUAUUUUUAAGUUCGAACAGUAGGAAAGCUAGAUAACUAAUUGUGUAAUAUCAUGAUUACUUUUUGCAACGGUAGUAAAAUAGUACCUAAGUGUAGAUUAUAUUUAAAUUGAAAUCUCUACGAUCAAUUUCAUAACAAUAGUAAUAAGUAUACAAGAAUAAUUUAAAAGAGACUUAUUUUAUGUUUAAGUAAUACGUCAUACGUACUGAAUAUAUCGAAAAGUAAAUUUUUAGGGCCAGUUAAUUACUUUAACCUCUUAGCUGCUGAAAACUCGUUUAGCUAGUAGAGUUGUUUUAUAGACCGUGGCGUAUAAACUCGCCUGACACAUAUCAAAACAACGGCGCGAGCGACUCGCCUUGCCAGGCAAGUUCAUACAAUACUUUAUUUUUAAAAAUUAAUACAAUUUUUAAUUAUAAAUAACAGUUAAAAUAAAAGAAAUAAAAAACACAAGACAGUUACAAGAAAAUGAAAAAAAAAAACAUAACGAAUAAGAGUAGCAUUACAAUAAAUACGAGUCCGGCUUGAAUAUGGUGCUAUCCGAGCAACGAUUAAAUAAAUUUUAAUAAAUAGAAACAUGUUAUGUAUAUAUAUGUGAUAAUUUCGAAUGGAAAGUAUGAACUCGCCUUGCCCGAUUGUUAGCACUGACGCAUACGGUAACAAUGACUCGCCUAGCGCGGUAGUGCGCAUACGCAGCCUUGUCAACAGAGGUUAGCGUACGCGAGGUACUUGCGAUUUCUACAAAUUCGGCUCCGCAGCUAAGAGGCACGUGUGUCGCAACUCAGUUAUAUUUGAUUUUAUUUUAUGUUACUGAAGAUUAUUAUUUAAUAAUUUAUGAAUAGAAAUGUAUUUAAAAUAUAAAGUCGCACGAAGUGUUUAUUUUUGUUUGAUUCACAAGUUGAAAUAAAAAUGCAAUACUAUUUCUAAAAUUAAUAAAUAAAAUUUCAUUGUUAUAAAAAAAAAAAAAAUUGACUAAUUGUGCCGUUUUGGUUUUAAUUUGGUUUGCAUGGAAUUUAAUUAUAUCAUAUUUUUGUAUUUGCAUCAUGAGAUAAUCUGGCUGCUUAUUAAUAAAUAAACAUAACUAAAUAAAAUUUACUAAUAACUGGUUUGUAACGGAUUGUGUUGAGAAUUGCAUUUCUACAAUAUAAAUGUGCACAGAACAAAACAUAGCUUUCUUAAUGUCAUUCUAAUUGGACAAUAAUUUAUUUUUGUUUGUAAGUUGCCAUUGUUUUAUGAAUUUUAAAAAUUCUGUUGAUUAAGUUGUGAAAUUAACCAAGGACAUUAUUUUUCCUAUAUGCUAAGUAGUAUUUAUUGUCCUUUUUUAUAUAAAGUUUUGCUUUUAAUUCCAAGUCUUCAAGUCAAUGCCCCACUUUUUCAAACUUAUUUUAAGUUUUAUAAGCGGCAUUAUUUCUUUAAUAUACCUGACAUAAUGUGAAUUAUACAGUUACCUAGCAUCUUUUACCUGAACAGGAUUGUGACAAGUGCUUGAAAUUUUUGUCAUUGUAAUAACAAUUUAUAUUAUAAGUUAUAAAAAUAAGUGUUAUGUUCAGAUUAGUAAUAUUGGCACGUGUCUCUAUCAAUCUCUUUUAUUGAUUAAACAUGAUCUCUAUUCUCUUCUUUUUAUAAAGUUCAUUUUAUUCUUUAUUUGAUAACCACACUUAAUUUGUUUUUUGAACAGUUUCACUCUGCCCUAGCUUUGAAAUUAAAUUCCAUUUGAGGCUUUUAUUAUUAAUUAAUUGUGAUUUUUUUAUAUUUUUUACUCUUUUUGUUUUAAUAUUCAAUAUUAAAAUAUAUUAAUGAUAAUGCUAAUUAAUUAAUAAAUGCUUAUGUCGAAUUAAAUUGUUGGGAAUUGCAUGUAUAAUUUUAAGCAUUAUAAUUAUUGUGAAGUUUAAAAUUACUAUUGGAAUAAAAAUUAUUAUUUUAUUGGGACCAUUUUUUAAUGAAAUUUGUGUAUUGAUUAUAUUUCUAACACUAAUUGUUUGCCUUUAAGGUUAGAAAUUACCAUAUUAUAUGCCAUAUUUUAUUAAUUGUAUCUUUUUUUUCAAAUAAAAUGUUUUUUCAAUCUUUUG
Messenger RNA from Nymphalis io (European peacock), 4069 nucleotides. It is a transcript of the gene Snx17, whose product is annotated as sorting nexin-17. Gene Ontology annotation, molecular function: phosphatidylinositol binding. Gene Ontology annotation, cellular component: early endosome. Gene Ontology annotation, biological process: intracellular protein transport. The coding region runs from base 89 to 1519 and encodes 476 amino acids. The transcript is spliced from 8 exons. The record is from RefSeq and is a predicted model, not a curated record. NCBI's taxonomy places the organism in Eukaryota, Metazoa, Arthropoda, Insecta, Lepidoptera, Nymphalidae.